Molecule: messenger RNA, 3435 nt
Organism: Bacillus rossius redtenbacheri
Lineage: Eukaryota; Metazoa; Arthropoda; Insecta; Phasmatodea; Bacillidae
Product: glucose dehydrogenase [FAD, quinone]-like
Exons: 2
Coding region: 359-2251 (630 amino acids)
Molecular function (GO): flavin adenine dinucleotide binding; oxidoreductase activity, acting on CH-OH group of donors
Source: RefSeq, a predicted model, not a curated record
UAUACGCCACAGAUGGCAGCACCGCGAUUACGUUUUCGAGACUUCCGUCGCGUGCACGGAAUUACUGCCGCCGAAAGACGUACACGAAGAGCGCCAAGUAAGAUGUUCCGCGUGGGAAAUGUUCAGCAGAAGCAAUUAUUGUGUUGCAUGUUUGUCUCGCUCGUGAUGAAAGGCGGGACCCAGGCGUGCCCGCGGCCCAAACAGCGAUAGCGCGGCGAUAACCCCGCUGGCGGCGGCCUCUGGCUGAGACCCGCGCAGUCGAGGCAGGUCGGGGCAGGUCGGGGCAGGUCCAGACAGGUCCAGACAUGUCCGCUGCGGUGACGCACUCUCCGCCCAGGACCUGGGGAAUGCCGUGAUCAUGCUGGGAGCCACGCUGCUUCUGACGGCGCAGAGGACGCUGCUGGUGUACCUGUUCUACGUGGUGCUCUACAAGGCCCUGGACGUCGCCUUGCGGGUUCACCGGCCCGACGUGGACGACGCCGGGGGCAGGGUGCGAGACCUGGAGGACCUGGGCAGGCACCUCCGCCGGAGCUACGACUUCGUGGUGGUGGGCGCCGGGUCGACGGGCUGCGUCGUGGCCAACCGCCUGUCCGAGGAGAGGAGCUGGAGCGUGCUGCUGCUGGAGGCCGGCGGGGACGAGACCCUGGUGGGGCAGGUGCCCUUCAUGGUCACCACCUACCAGAGGACCUCCACGGACUGGCGGUACAGGACGGAGGCCGACCCAGGCUUCUGCCGGGCCAUGCUCGACGGCCGGUGCCUCUGGCCCAGGGGCAAGGUGCUCGGGGGAACCAGCGCCAUCAACGGCAUGCUGUACGUCCGCGGCAACCGCAGGGACUACGACAACUGGCAGCGCCUGGGCAACGAGGGCUGGGCCUACGACGACGUCCUCCCGUACUUCAAGAAGUCCGAGGACAUGAAGGUCGACGGUCUGAGGGAUUCCCCGUACCACGGCACGGGCGGGUACCUCAGCGUGGAGUUGUUCAGGUACUACAGUCCGCUGAUGGAGUUUCUCGUCCGAGGGAUCGAGGAGUUGGGGUUCCCGGUGCGGGACAUCAAUGGCGAAAGUCAAACAGGGUUCAUGUACAGUUAUGGCACGCUGAGGAAUGGGUUUCGCUGCAGCUCUGCGAGGGCAUUCCUGCGGCCUGUGAAAGAUCGCCGUAAUCUCGACGUCAGCAUGAACUCCCACGUGGAGCGAGUGGUUAUCGACCCUCGCACCAGAACUGCACGGGGAGUGGAGUUCCUGAAACACGGUCGCCGCCACAUGGUCACCGCGCUGAAAGAAGUGGUCAUCUGUGCCGGUGCCAUCAACUCUCCUCAGCUCCUGAUGCUGUCUGGAAUCGGACCGGUGCACCACCUCAAAGAAGUCGGAGUCUCUCCUGUGAUAUCCAACUUGAAUGUCGGGGGCAAUCUUCAGGACCACAUUUGUGCUGGCGGAAUUGCAUACACCAUUGAAGUUCCACUGGGCAUCACUCUGCUUUCGCUAUUGAAUGUAUCUCUAUUUACUGACAUGCUACUCAAUAGCAAUGGGAUGUUAAUGAACAUACCCAUCGCCCAUGUCAUUGGUUUUCAAAGUUCUUCUAUUGCUGACAGCCAAGAUCAUCCUGACAUUGGGUACUAUUUGGGGCCAUCAGCAGACAAUGUCGAUAGAGGUGUUGCUUUGCAGUACAUUGCUGGCUACACGGACGAAUUUUACAAAAAGGUGUACGAGCAUAUUCUUUUCAAGGAUGCGUUUCUUUCUUGGGGUUGCCUUCUCAGGCCCAAAAGUCGUGGUUACAUUCGAUUGAAGGACGACAAUCCCAAGUCGCACCCGCUGAUCUACCCCGAGUACUUGAGGCAUCCCGACGACGUGAAGAUCUUGGUGGAGGCUGCGAAGUUGAGUCACAGGCUGAGCCAGACGACUCCCUUGAGGAAGAUCGGUGCCAGGGUGAACCCCAACAAGUUCCCCGGCUGCGAGCACCUGGAGAUGUUGUCCGACGAGUACUUGGAGUGUGCGCUGCGCACGUACCCUUUCACCCUGUGGCACUUCUCGGGCACGUGCAAGAUGGGCCCAGGAACCGACCCAGACGCCGUGGUCGACCCCAGACUGAGGGUGUACGGCGUGCGGGGGCUGAGGGUGGCCGAUGCCUCCAUCAUGCCGGACGUCGUCAGCGGCAACCUGAACGUUCCCUGCAUCAUGAUCGGCGAGAAGGUGUCCGACAUGAUCAAGGAGGACUGGUUCGAGUUCUUUCACAAACGUAGAUUUUAUGAAUAACGAUGAUUUUUAAUUCUGUGCUGCGGUGAUGAAACAAUUGUGUUUUAUAAGUUUAAUUCUGUUCGUACUAUCGUUCAGUUCACGGGUAAGUUUUUUUUAAAGUAACUCUUUAAGCUUUAUUUAUAAUUUUGAGUAAAAUAAAACCAUCAAAUUACGAUUUCUAUAUUAAUAUUGUUUUCAUGACUAAUCACUUGCAAGUAUUCGCUCAUGUUAAGAGUUGGAAUAGUGCAGGGCAUGUGAUGAGUAAUGGAAUACGUGUUUUGGAUAUUUUGAGAAACUACAUGUUACUCAAUAUAAUUGUAAAACUGUUAAUUUUUGUAAAUAAUGAUUGAUGAGAUCGAUAUUCGUCAUGGUUUUAGUACUUGAUCGAUGCAAAAAAAAAAUAACUUUAGUGUAAAAAUAUUAAUUUCAAUAAAUAUGGUAGAAAGUCCUUAAAAAAUGUUAAAUUCCUCAACAAUUCAGCCUCUAGUAUAACGAUGAUGACAUAUGGACCAUCAUCUUGAAAAUUCGUAAUAAUUAACCUAGAAAUUCGGGAAAAAUUCCAAAAAAAUUUUUUAAAAAAAUUUGCAAUUAAUAUAGGCUACUGAUUGAUUCGAUCGAUUCCUGUCCGUAGUUCGAUUCACACUCAGUGGGUGAUAAAAUUAUCUAAAACUUAAAAUAGAUAUUUAAAUUCUGUUUCAUUUUACCUUUUGUGGAGAUUAUUAAGCAUUCUCUCAACGAAAAACAAUACUAAACAAGAUACCCAUCCAAAAAUUAAAUAAAUUGUCACUAUGCCUAACAUGGAAGUCUAUUUUUUUUUUCGAUACUUGGAAUACCUUUCAACCUAAGUCUUGUACAAUGUUAGGUGUAAAGUCCAAGUGUAUCCGGAUCACGAGACCAGGUCACAUACAAUGUCAGACGUAUAGGCCAAACGUCUUCGAACUGCAAGACCUUCGUCGAUAGCUAUACAUAACAUAUUUCCAGCAGUCAAGACAAAGUCUUCGAACUGUCAGGCCUAAAGAAUCGAUAAAAUCAAUUAUAAGCAAUUAGACAAAUGGAACAUGUUUCAUGCUUACUAAAGGACCAAGAAUCCCUGAAAAAAUGAUUUAUCAAGACCAAGAGGUUUUUAACCAGUAAAUAUUCAGAGCUACUGCAGAUUUGACUACGCACAUUCAACGAAACGACACCCAUUCAACAAAAGAAAA